Molecule: messenger RNA, 1437 nt
Organism: Penicillium coprophilum
Lineage: Eukaryota; Fungi; Ascomycota; Eurotiomycetes; Eurotiales; Aspergillaceae
Product: nitrogen permease regulating protein NPR2
Exons: 4
Coding region: 1-1437 (478 amino acids)
Biological process (GO): negative regulation of TORC1 signaling; positive regulation of autophagy
Cellular component (GO): vacuolar membrane; GATOR1 complex
Molecular function (GO): GTPase activator activity
Source: RefSeq, a predicted model, not a curated record
AUGAUCAAGGCAAUCUUCUACAGUAAAUUCGACACGAUAGAGGGGCCCAAAGUCGUUCACCAAGUCCCUGACGGAGCCAUUGUUCCAACCCCCACCGCGCCCUCACAACCACCCUUCCUCACCUUCUCCGAUGUCUCCUUCUUCGUCAUCCCGCGCCAGGAGCUCUGUGGAAACCUUUUGCAGGUCUGCACAAACGGAUAUCGGAUACUGGGCUACCCAAUCUGCAUGAAAUCCGUGCGGUAUGAUCGCAAUGAGUUCAUCUUCAACUUUUGCAUAGUCCUUGCCGAAGAAGAGGACUUCAGUACAUACAAGAGCGUGGUACAGAAGCUAGCAGACCUAAUGCAUGGUCUGGAAGAGCAAAAUGGCUUCUUGUCCCGCGACUUUUCGAAGAGUGGUGAGGGAAAGGUGUAUAGUCUCUGCGAGAUGUUGAUGGAGGAUUUGAACAAUUACUGCGAGUGCAUGAUACCCAUUGACGAAUUGAACACUCUGAACAUCAAGCUUUUCCCAAUAUAUCCAUCUCCCCCGCCAGUCAAGGCCUGGCAAGUGCCACUCUUCACGUUACGAUACCAGGCCUUCAUGGAUGAGAACUGGGACUUGACCAUGCAAAGGAUCGUACCACAUAUCAACGGUGUCAACAGCGUCCGCAUCAUCUCCGUCCUAGCUGACACAGAUUUCUCCCUCACCUGCCGCGCCCUCCGACACCUCCUCUACUACGGCUGUCUAUUUAUCCUCGACAUCUUCUCCUUCUCCGCCAUCUACGCCCCAACUGCCCAAUUCAGUACAACGAUAGCUUCCGACGAAGCAAUGCAACUAGAAUGUGCCCGCUACGUAAACCUCCGCUUCGCACCACACCCACCAAUCGGCCCCGACUCCCCUCUCCCUGCAACGCUAGCCAGAACCCCAAGUGCCAACGGCAGCACAGGAACAGCCCCGCUCUCCAGCUCUCUCAACACAGACCCAGCACCAAGCCUCACACGCGAGGAAUCCCGCUUUGACGCCGAAGAAAUCUGGCCCCUCCUAGGCCCCGAAGAAAACCCUUCCACCUCCACCUCCACAGUAUCCCCAACCGCGCUCCAUAAACCAGCUCUCGUCGACGGCGUCGCGCUGGUCGAGCUCUACGCAAGUCUCAAACAGGGCCAGAGCGUGAAGCAAUGGUACUCAGCACACAGCCGCGCCCUAGCGAACAUCGAUAUCCGUCGCUUUAUCACCUUCGGCGUGAUAAAGGGCUUCUUGUACCGCGUGCACAAAUACGCAUGCGCAACUAGCCAGCCUGCGCCCCCGCCGCGCGCGUCCUCCUUCACUCCCACCGCUCUUUCGUCGCGCGCGACUACCGGAACUAAUACACCCUAUGCAGUGUCGAGUGUGUCGGAGGACGCGCCUAUCUCGGCGGUUAUGAGGGGGAGUCUAGUCGUGAGCGGGCCGGGUCCGGGUCGAUGA